Castor canadensis (American beaver) is the source of this 594-nucleotide messenger RNA. Lineage: Eukaryota; Metazoa; Chordata; Mammalia; Rodentia; Castoridae. The record is from RefSeq and is a predicted model, not a curated record.
AUGGCAAGCUCCCGGCCUCACGCCCAUGCGCCACUGUGUCCUAAGCAGCCCGAAAUCCGAGAGGCCUUCCGUGUCCUGGACCGAGAUGGGAACGGCUUCAUCUCCAAGCAGGAGCUGGGCAUGGCCAUGCGCUCCCUGGGGUACAUGCCGAGCGAGGUGGAGCUCGCCAUCAUCAUGCAGAGGCUGGACAUGGACGGUGAUGGCCAGGUGGACUUUGAUGAGUUCAUGACGAUUCUUGGGCCCAAGCUGGUGUCUUCAGAAGGUCGCGAUGGGUUUCUGGGCAACGCGAUAGACAGCAUAUUCUGGCAGUUUGACAUGCAGAGGAUAACGCUGGAGGAGUUGAAACACAUCCUCUAUCACGCCUUCCGGGAUCACUUAACGAUGAAGGACAUCGAGAACAUCAUUGUCAACGAGGAGGAAAGCCUCAACGAGACCUCGGGGAGCUGCCAGACAGAGUUUGAAGGAGUGCAUUCCCAGAAACAGAACCGCCAGACCUGCGUCCGCAAAAGCCUCAUUUGCGCCUUUGCCAUGGCCUUCAUCAUAAGUGUCAUGCUGAUUGCUGCCAACCAGAUCCUGCGGAGUGGCAUGGAGUAG